CCUUUUUUAAGGUUUUACUGUUUUUCCAUGGGUGAGUUCAGAUGGAAACUCAACUGCACGACCUGAAACAAGAAGUGUUCCAUGUCCUAUGUACAUAGAGAACUGCUCAGAGAUUUCAGAGCCAGCAAGAUGGAGGGGCUAUUUCUCCCGAUGUCCAAAAUCAUACAGACAUUACUGCGUAAAAGGAAAAUGUCGGUUUGUUGCAGCUUUGAAGGAACCCUCUUGUAGGUGCGAAAAAGGAUAUACUGGGAAAAGGUGUGAAUACCUUGAUUUAUUUUAUUUAAAAGAAGAUCGAGGUCAGGUUGUUGUGAUUAGUCUGAUUAUCGCCAUGGUGACCCUCAUAAUUGCCAUUAUUUCCAUAUGCAUCUGUUCACAUCGUUGCAGAAAAGCACAUAGAAGAAAACUGAAAGCAAGGGAAAUAGAAAACCUGAAUAAUGAUUCCACAGUGAAGAUAGAAGAAACUAAUUUUGCCUAG
Molecule: messenger RNA, 475 nt
Organism: Staurois parvus
Lineage: Eukaryota; Metazoa; Chordata; Amphibia; Anura; Ranidae
Source: the annotation of a GenBank genome assembly